GCAGCAGACUGUGCAGCAGCAGCAUUCCUGGCCAGGACAGCCGUGAAUGUGAUGGGAGGGGCGGACAGACCAGAAGCAGUCUGGGGUCCAACAUCCUCUCUGCCGAGGCUCAUUGCCCCGCCACCCCCUAUUUAAAGAAAAACCCUCCGGAACCCAAAUCUUCUCCAUGUGUUUUUUAAAGGCUUUUCCGGAGAACAGGAGGUACCAACGCGAAGUGAAGUUGAACGGGACACCGAACCAGCAGCGUGGAGGCUGUUAAGUUGAUGUGUUUCUUCUUUGGCCUUGUGUUCCCACUAAAUCAAGAAAAUUGCUUGGUGUAGCUGUAUCGGAGAGAAGGCUCGGGAGGAGGUGAAACUGCGGGACAUGAUGACUGAGAAAGAGACGGCGACAGAGAAGAUAAUAACAGAUGCGAUGGCUAAUCCUUCUCCAGCAAAGAGCAUGGGCGACCCUGGAAUCACCCCACUGUCUCCUUCACACACUCAGCAGAACGACACAGACCAAGUACCAUCAGGGCCGUCUUUCGUGGUGGUGGUUGCCAUUGACUUUGGCACCACUUCCAGUGGUUAUGCUUACGCCUUCACUAAGGAGCCAGAGUGCAUUCACACUAUGAGGCGUUGGGAAGGGGGGGACCCUGGUGUGUCCAAUCAGAAGACCCCAACCACAAUCCUGCUGACUCCAGACAGGAAGUUCCACAGUUUUGGCUACGCGGCGCGUGACUUCUACCAUGACCUGGACCCCAGCGAGUCCAAACACUGGCUCUACCUGGAAAAAUUUAAAAUGAAGCUUCACACCACUGCAAAUCUGUCCAUUGACACAGACCUCCAAGCGGCCAAUGGGAAGCGAGUGAAAGCUCUUGAUAUCUUUGCAUAUGCAUUGGCCUUCUUUAAGGAGCAAGCACUAAAGGAGCUGAGUGAUCAGACUGGUGGCGAGUUUGAUAAUAAUGAUGUGAGAUGGGUAAUCACUGUUCCUGCCAUCUGGAAAAUGCCUGCAAAGCAGUUCAUGAGGGAAGCGGCCUAUAAGUCUGGUCUGGUGUCCCGUGAAAACCCAGAGCAGCUGAUCAUCUCCUUGGAACCUGAGGCAGCAUCAAUCUAUUGCCGCAAGCUCCGCCUCCACCAGAUGGUUGACCUAGGCACCCAGACUACCCAGAAUGGCUUCAGCCCCACUGACAACACGGGUGGUGGAAUGACCCAAGUUUCUCCAGGUCAAGCUAAGGAGCAUGUUCGGCGCAACCGGCAGAGCCGCACCUUUUUGGUGGAAAAUGUCAUAGGGGAGCUUUGGUCGGAGCUGGAAGAAGGUGACCGUUAUGUGGUGGUGGACUGUGGAGGAGGGACAGUGGACCUGACUGUCCAUCAGAUCCGUCUUCCAGAGGGGCAUCUAAAGGAGCUCUACAAGGCCUCAGGUGGUCCCUAUGGCUCUAUUGGGAUUGACUAUGAAUUUGAGAAGCUGCUCUGUAGGAUCUUUGGCCAGGAUUUCAUUGACCAAUUUAAGGUCAAGAGGCCAGCCGCCUGGGUGGACCUGAUGAUUGCAUUUGAGUCUCGGAAGAGGGCAGCAGCCCCUGACAGAACCAAUCCCCUCAAUAUCAACCUGCCCUUCUCCUUCAUUGACUACUACAAGAAGUUCAGGGGCCACAGUGUAGAACACGCCCUACGCAAGAGCAAUGUGGAUUUUGUUAAAUGGUCAUCUCAAGGGAUGCUGAGGAUGAGUCCAGAUGCUAUGAAUUCCCUCUUCAAGCCCACCAUAGACCACAUCAUCCAACAUCUCACCGAGCUGUUUGAAAAGCCAGAGGUGAGCGACAUUAAGUUCCUGUUCUUAGUGGGAGGUUUUGCAGAGUCUCCCCUGCUGCAGCAAGCCGUCCAGAACAUGCUCCAAGGGCGUAGCCGCAUCAUCAUACCCCAUGAUGUAGGCCUCACCAUUCUGAAAGGUGCUGUGCUGUUCGGCCUGGACCCCAGCAUCAUUAAAGUCCGCCGCUCGCCCCUCACAUAUGGGGUGGGCGUCCUCAAUCGCUUUGUGGAGGGCAAGCACCCUCUGGAGAAGCUGCUGGUGAAGGACGGCACGCGCUGGUGCACCGACGUUUUUGACACCUUCAUCACCGCCGACCAGUCUGUAGCGCUGGGUGAAAUGGUAAAGCGGAGCUACACACCGGCCAAGCCCUCUCAGCAGGUCAUCGUCAUCCACGUCUACUGCUCAGAGAAAGAGAGCAUUGGGUUCAUCAGCGAGCCCGGAGUCAGGAAGUGUGGGACACUUCGCUUGGAUGUAAGCGGAACGGAAAGCACGGCACCCCGCCGUGAGAUCCAGACGCUCAUGCAGUUUGGUGACACAGAGAUUCGGGCCAUGGCAGUGGAUGUGUCCACUGGACGCACCGUCAAAGCUAGUAUUGACUUCCUAAGCCAUUAAGAAGGGAACAAGAGAGCUAAAAUUGUUGGACACAAUGGAAAUGGAAACAUAUAGCUUACACACAUAUACACAGCACACACACAACAAGCUGGGGAUAUUUACUGGAAAGUGGUUUAUCUUAAUUAAUCUCAAGGCACAGUUUAAGCAUGAAUGGUAGUAGGUUUGGAUGAAAGUGUUCAACUUAAACCUGGGCUGACAUUCAACUGUAGAAUUCAUGUUUCAACAAGAAAAGGAAAAAGACAGUCUGGAUAAGUUCAAUGUGUUUUAGGUCUGUCACUUCACACCGUCUCCCUCUAGUCUGUUUGCUGAGGCGCUCCAUAGUCUUCACACAAACCCAUAUACCCUGUUAUGAGUCAGGUUCAAGAGCACCUGACAAGAAAGAUAAAUGAUUAUUCCUGUUGAUCACUUCUCAGCCAUAAUGUAUUACAGGACAGCCUUUAAAAUCUUCUCUCAGCAUUCCAGAGGAAAACCUCCCAACAAUACAUCUUUACAUGCUUCAGUUGCUUUAAUGAUUUUUGUCAAAUUACAGCAGAUCAUUGUAUCUGUGCAUAUUUUGUGUGAUGAAAGAAUAAAAAGGUCAUAAUUACAUGUCAUCAAGGAACUAUGAUUGAAGGUCUUAAUAUUAUCCAUGUUCUCAUUACAUCAGCUCCACUUCACUACACUUCUGAUGGCCAAACCAGUAGUUUUGCAUGAUUGAGCCCUUUAAACAUACUGUGUAAAGUGUUAAUACUUCACUCCUGCCAGCCAUUGAACAAAGCAUGUUACAUGUGGUGCUGGUGCCAUUUGAAAUAACACAUAACAGCAUCAGCAUAUUAUCCCCUUAAAGUUGAUAUGGUUAUCACAGCAAAUUGACUAUUCAUAUCCAGGAGACAUGGAGCAACAUUAGCAUUCAUUUGGAGUCGUGUUUGUGUCCACCAGAUGAAAUCCAAUAUUAAUUUUUCUUUCAACUCUGUUGUUGGAUCACUGAAGCAUAUCAAUUGGUACCACGAAGGUGUCGAUAUCCAGCCCUACCUGGAAGAUAGGAAAUCAGUCUAAAAGUGAUGGUAUACUUUGGAGAAUGACUGGCAAUAAUGUAAAGUAUAUCUGAUCAUUAAUCAAUAGGCCAAGUCAAACAAAACCACCACGUUCUAAUAUUAUCCACAGUUAAAUCUGAAUCCAGUAAUGUGAAACAUGCUGCAGGCUCAAUCUGGACAGCCAUCAAAUGUGCUUAAUUGUUGCCUUUAUUUGUUAACGCUUCUGAUAAUUACAUGUGGACAAAAUGCCACUUGCCCAUUUGAAUCCAGGUGUGAUUCUGCACAAAGGUGUAGGCAGGUCGAGACAAACAAUGAAAUGUGUUUAUUUCUGUAAAUACAGUAUUUAAAUAUUGUACAGAUUUUGAAGGUUGUUUCAGCAGCUUUAGAGCCGUGUGUGUGUGUGUGUGUGUGUGUGUGUGUGCAUGUGUGUGCGCUUUCACAUAUACAUUUCAAAAUGUUUUUCUCACCAGCCAUAGCAUGAGAGAACGAGGCAGGUUUGAUUGCUGUGUUCAUUCAGUGAGACUGGAUAUAUUGCUUUAUUUGCAAUCACAAAAGAAACUUGAAUACCUCCGUCCUUAAAAAAGCAUUUCAGUGAACAACUCUUCUGCCAGUUAGUUUUGAAAUGGUAGCAGUCAGUGUCACAUUUCCAAAUAGUUCCAACACAGAAUUGUAGUUUCCUUUAUGCUACUCAUAAAAAGAUCACAAAAAUUAUAAACAGUAAAUGGUAAUUAAUAUGUCACCACUCUGCAAGAUUAUCAAUUUCCUCCUGAUAUGAAGUCGUUGUUUGAAAUCUGGCCGGUGAUGGUGGUGUCUGAAAACUUCACAACAGAGUUCUCUCUGUGUCGGGGGAUGCAGUCGUGGGUGUACAGCGUGAACAGGAGGGGGCUGAGCACACAGGCUCCGGUGUUGAGCACUAGAGUGGAGGAGGUGUCUGGAGUCUGUUUGUGGGGAAGUCCAGUAUCCAGCUGCAGAGUAUUGUAUUUAAACCCAGAGUGCUGAGUUUGCUGAUCAGUUUCAUGGGGGAGAGGAAAAGUUUUAGUUUUAAUUAAGAGUGCCUAGUAUGAAUAAUGUGAUGUCAAGAUUUACUCCAUCAGAACAUACAGUGCAUUCCUUUGCCUUCCUAAUUAUAUACUUUAUAUACAAGUGUGACGUCAGAAGUAAUCACUGAGCAUCACACUAAUUGUGAAUUCAUCUAAGCUCUUUCCCACAGCUAAAUGUUUAACAAAAGUGGGCAUUACUGUGAGAUGCGUAUCUCUUUUCUUAUUAGACCUUGGCAUCUACAUCAUUGGCAGAAAAGAUCUUGGUGAUGUAGUAGCCUUUGGUUGUGGGUUGUUUCAUCCAUGGCUAAAUGUUCUGUUCAUCUUGGUGUUACUUCUCAUUCAACAGCAGGGUUAAAUAAAAUUGGAAGGUGCGACAGCUAAUACAAUAGCUUCCUCUAUUUCGGACUCUUCUGGGUCUUGUUCCUUCAAAGGUCAGCUCUGUCAAAACUGUUAGCCAUUGUCAACAGUGUAAAUUCAUGUGUGAAGGUCAUUGUAGGACACUGUCUCUCUAAACUCUGUUCAAGAACUGUAUUGCUUUUGUCGAUCUUUAUAGUCAAGUCAAUUUUAUUUAUAAAGCCCAACAUCACACAUCAGAAUUUGCUUCAAGGGGCUAAUCUGUACAUCAUACAACACCCUCUGUCCUCACAUGAUAAAAUGUAGCUUGUAAAACAAGUGAAGAGGACGGAUUCAGGAGGACAACUUAGCAGCUUCAGGUGUCAAGUAGAAUCUGAGGAUCCACCACAGAGACCUGGAAAUAGGACAGGCCACACAACAACAGCAACACAAAAGAAAUGCAGUGCAAUAACUUGCACUUCCAGGGUAAAGUCUUUGCUGACAGUCUCACUGAAGUUUUUCAUGGUGUAACUGAAGUAGUUGUAACAUUGCUAACUGCUGCAGAAAGUGGGCACGAUUGUCGCAAUUUCUGUAAGAGAAUCAGAGGUCAACAUGAAAGUGCUCUCCAAAUGUGCUUUCCUCCAUGAGUGAUUGCACUUAUUCCAUUGAAAUGAAAAGAUCAAAUCCAAAGUCAUUAAAGGAGGUGGUGUAGCACCUGCUUCAGCGCUUUACCUGGCAAAGUUUCAUUUGUGUGGAAUGCUACACGUCCUUCCUGCUGUGGCAGUUACAGUUGGAUACUUCCAAUUAAAAGCGUCUACCUGACCAUAAGUGGCAAAACACUGAUACAACCACAAAACUCAAGGAGGCAGAUGUUCUUUAUAGGACUAAGCUAGCUGAAAAGUGUGGAGCUAGACACAAAACAUCCUGUAAAGAGGCAACAUAUCACCAUGAUAAAUACUAGAACAAUAAAACUUUUGUGGGUUGUUUGCUUCUUAAAGAUAAGAUCUUAUUUUAGUUUUUAAAGUCAUUUUCUUAGAUUGCUUCUUUCAGCUGUGAGUCAAGGCUUGUCUAGCUUUCAGUGUCAAUAUACAAAGCAGCUGUCUUAAGCACUGUUUCUGCAAUGCAUGUUUCGCAUGUGUCACAUAGGAAUGACUAAAUAACAGCAGGCAACAAACAGCAAGUGGAUCACUAUUACUCAGACAAAAUCCCAGUUUACCACUGAUGAUGAUGAUGAUUAUUAUGAUGAACAAGAUGAUGAUAAUGACAAUGGUGGUGAUGAUUAUGAUAAUGAUUAUGAUGAUGAUGAUGAUGAUGGUAGUGUUUUGUGGAAACUGGAAACUGCUCCUUAGCCUUAUCACAGUGAUGAAGGCUGAUGGGCUGUGUGUAAUACCCUGCUGCUUUCUGGGCUGAUGUAACUGAUGUAAAUGCUUGUAACUGAUGGCAGCUCAUAACUACCAUAGCAGAUCAGUACCUGACAUACUGAAUUGAUUACUAACCUAAUAACCUUUUAUUCCUUCUGCACAUCUCUGCACUCACAGGAUGGUUAUCAAGCAGAAGGAUUUAAUAACAUGUUUCUAUUGUUUCUUUGGUUAGACAAUAACAAUGUAUUUUGUGCAACCUUGAGUAUUAUGUGAUGCACAUAUACUGUUAUGGAACAGCUUUAUACUUAAAGCUAUAAUAAAAUGAUAUGAAGACAUGUUUAGUGGACAUUAGCAUUUUGUUCUCUGCCUGUGAGGCAGCAUUUGACAUUUCGGCUGAGAUGUCAAUUUUUUGAGCAGUCAGUUCAGUCAAGUGGUUCAGUGGAUGUGAUUUGAGAAAGAAGUCUAGCCCGCUUGCAUCAUGUACAAGUAUCUGCUUAACACUAUUUAAAAUAUACAAUUAUCAGAACAUUUUACAGUUAAAAAUAUUAAGCUUGUAGUUAGGAUAAUCUCAGCCACUCACAAAAGCGACACAAUGUACACUUUAUGUAAUUUCUUCUUUUCUUGAGUUACUUAAAUGUCUUGCUCUAUUGGAAUUGUCACACAGUAAUGGGUGUAUUUUGAUCAAUGCCAGAUAUUCACUGUCAGACUAUCACCAAUAAAAUGUAUAUGUAUUUCAAAGAA
Molecule: messenger RNA, 6882 nt
Organism: Micropterus dolomieu (smallmouth bass)
Lineage: Eukaryota; Metazoa; Chordata; Actinopteri; Centrarchiformes; Centrarchidae
Gene: hspa12a
Product: heat shock protein 12A
Exons: 13
Coding region: 364-2394 (676 amino acids)
Source: RefSeq, a predicted model, not a curated record